This is a messenger RNA of Vombatus ursinus (common wombat), 1431 nucleotides long. RefSeq names its product C1q and TNF related 8 (gene C1QTNF8). Gene Ontology annotation, molecular function: protein binding. The record is from RefSeq and is a predicted model, not a curated record. NCBI's taxonomy places the organism in Eukaryota, Metazoa, Chordata, Mammalia, Diprotodontia, Vombatidae. Bases 123 to 887 code for a protein of 254 amino acids. The transcript is spliced from 3 exons.
GAACGCAGCAGCAGCAGAAGCCACCGGGGGAAGUGGAGGGUGGAAUCAACAGGCUCUUUCAUACUAUGAAGCCAGACGACUAGCAGCAAGGAGCCUGAGCCCUGACUGAGAAAGGAGCUGAGAUGGGGUCCUUCCUCUUUAUGCUGUUGGUUUUGGUGUUGCACGCUGAGGCCUGGCCAGACCUGGGGCAAUCCAAACAGAGGGCCCAGAAGUGUGUCCGAUGCUGCAGUCCCACAGGACCCCCUGCUGCUGUCCCUCCCCCUUCCAGUAGGAUGAGUAACCAUCCCUCAUGGGUGAUGCCCCGGCUGCAGCCCACCAUUGACAUCACCAUUCUUAAAGGAGAGAAAGGUGAAUCGGGAGAAAAAGGACAAUCCGGAGUGAGUGGGAAGGAGGGGAUACCCGGCCAACGAGGGUACAGAGGACGGAAAGGCCAGAAAGGACAAAUUGGCCUGCCAGGAAAUUCCUGCAAGCAUGUCUACGAAGCCUUCUCAGUGGGCCGGAAAAAGGUCCUCCACAGUAAUGACUACUUCCAAGACGUCACGUUUGACACAGAAUUUGUGAAUCUCUACAAGCAUUUUAACAUGUUCACGGGUCGGUUUUCCUGUUACGUGGCCGGCGUCUACUUCUUCAACCUAAAUGUGCACACCUGGAACUUCAAGGAGACCUACCUGCACCUGAUGAGGAACGACCAGGAGGCAGCCAUCCUGUACACCCAGCCCAGUGACCGGAGCAUCAUGCAGAGCCAGAGCCUCAUGCUGGACCUGGAAGAGGGAGACGAGGUCUGGGUGAGGAUGUUCAAGCGAGAACGAGAGAAUGCCAUCUACAGUGAGGAAUCAGACAUCUACAUCACCUUCAAUGGUCACCUGAUUAAACCCACUGAUGACUAGCUGCCCCUUUUGCAACUCCCCCAAGACCCAAAGUCAAGAAUACAUGGAUCAAGUACCAAGUGCAGGGUGUGGUGGGACAUUGGGGAACGGCUGAGCCAAGUAGACCAUGCAUCCCACGUCUAGGGAUAGUAUCUGGGAAUCUGGGGCCUGUAGAGACAGAGGAGUCAAAUGGAGCAUCCAUCCCACAUCCAGGGACAUUAUCUGGUUAGGUAGCCAGUCUGGGGGUGGGGGGAGGAAGUGUCCAUCAAAUGUAUGGCACUCCCCAUAGUGUAGACACGAGACUGGGAUAGAUUCCUACCUCACAGGUUAAGUGACCCAGGCAACUUUUAUCAGAAGCAUGAUGUGAGGUGCUAUGUCACCCCCCUGGGCAAAACUAAUCACAGCCAUGUUGAAUGCACUUUUGGUCUUAAAUGACUUGAGUUGUCUACAUAGGCACAGUUUAGCAGACGAUUAUCCGCUUUUUCCCUUUACUUUGUGCUAUAUAGACCAAGGUCUACAAUCCUAAGAAGACUGCUUUUUCAAAACCCCCACACAGAUAGUUCAU